AUGACCGACACCGACAAUACCCCUCCUCCUGUACCUCCGAAAGAAGAUCUUCGUCCGAUGACACCUCCAAAAGACUUCCCCAGAAUGAGUGCUGAGGGUUAUGCUACGGUUGGUGCGUCCACCUCGACGGCAACUUUUGAAGUUCCUCAUUCAACCUCGAACACCUUUCCCGGUGCAAAGGGAACAAACAAAAAUUUAACUAACCAACUUACCUCAACUUUGGACGAAAUAUUUGUUGAACCAAUCAUUGUUACCGAAAAUACUAAUAAAGCAUCUGUUCUCCACGAACCUCGAGUGUCCAAAAAUAAGCCAACCAAAAGUUCUGAAAAUGUAUUCUCGAAAAUUUCUUGGUGGUUAAGUUGGGGUAGACUAAAGCCUAAAAAGAAUCAUCCUUCCAAUAAUAAAAUUAAUAGCGUUCAUAAUCAUAAUGAUAAUAGUGAUAGUAGUAACAAUGACAAUUUGAUAACACCAUCAUCGCAUUCAACGAGAGCAGUAAUUCCAUCGUCAUCCUCUUCUGGUGGUAACGGUGACGAUCCAGUUGUUACCACCUUCCCAGAUGAAAUCCCUGUUGCUCCCGAACCAUCAAUAAAAGUUACAGACCCAGAUCUUAUAACCAAUGAUGCCAAAAUUGAUGAACUUCCAAAAGUAAAAAAAUCAAACAGUAUAACAAAUCUGUUUCGCAGACUCAGUUAUCGGAAAAGAAGUGAGAGGGAAGAGAACAGCAGUUCAAGUGUGAUGACCGAAGAUCAAUCUCGCAAUGAUAAUGAUUUUUCGACGAUGCCAAGAGCGAAAGUAAAAAAUAAAAAAAGUAAUCUUGGAUCUUUGAUUGAGAAGUUGAAUCGUAAGUUCUCUUUUACCAAUGACCAUCAUCGUGAUGCCGAACAACCCGAUUCCGGCAAAAAUCAAACCAACAACGAAAUCAACAGUAACGGCAACGACAGCACCAGAAUUUCUUCGAAACCUCCAAGGAUUGAUUGGUCCCUGUCUUCCGGUAAUAGAAAGAUCUUAAGGAAACCGGAUCUAAAACAAAAACAAAAAGAAGUACUGGUUGACGUCAAUGACUUCAGAGCUUCCACUUUAUUCCCUGAUGAAUCUCCAUUCUCAGGCCUUCAGUUAACAGCCGCCGAAACUUUGGACGUUAACGUUGCUGCCUCCUCCCGAAAUUCGGUUACUAAAUCUUCGGUUUCCUCGGAACGUGCCGACGACGACACGAUCAAGGGUGACUCGGGAACAAUUCGUCGUCGCAGUCGCAUAUUUGACUUAUUCAACCCAAAGAGUUCGUCGACCUCAACUCGUGGAAGUCAAAUAAAUGUCAACGGCGUCAAUCUUCGUCACGAUAGGACGAAUUCGAAUAAUAAUCAAUUAUCAUCUUUAAGCGGAGUUACCAGUGAUAUGCCCGAUUAUCUAGAAAUCAGGAGUUCUUCGAACUCAAACCUUGACAUGCAAUAUAGCAAUAUGGAAAUAACGUCUAGAGAAAACCUAACAUCCAACAAUAUUACCAAAGGAGAUAAGAUUAACAAUAAUAAGUCACCUUUUCGUAUCUUUAAGAAAAAAUUUUACAAGAGUCUGUUAACUUCUCACCCCUCCACAUACAUCAAUAACACACAAAACAAAAAGUAUAUUCCUGUGACGAAUUCAACCCCGAUAAUCGUUGGGACCCCGCCAUCACCAACAAAAGCAAUCACCGCCACGACCGAUCCCGCGACAAAUGGUUAUUAUGAAGUGACUAACGCCGAGUCAAUGCAAGUGGAAUUGAUGACAUCACGCUUGACGAUGGUGAGGAAGCGAUCGUUGUCCCGUAUGUCAUCAUUCGCAAAAUCGUUUAAUUCCGACGAUCCUUCGGCUUUCGGCACUGCAUUUUCGAAUCACGAUGAACCAAAUUCUGAUUACACAUUGGAAAACGCGUGGGAUGCUCUCAUCAAUCUUCCUCUUACCGAUAACAAAG
Molecule: messenger RNA, 1945 nt
Organism: Acaulospora morrowiae
Lineage: Eukaryota; Fungi; Glomeromycota; Glomeromycetes; Diversisporales; Acaulosporaceae
Source: the annotation of a GenBank genome assembly